Molecule: messenger RNA, 769 nt
Organism: Cloeon dipterum
Lineage: Eukaryota; Metazoa; Arthropoda; Insecta; Ephemeroptera; Baetidae
Exons: 5
Coding region: 83-571 (162 amino acids)
Source: RefSeq, a predicted model, not a curated record
CUUGGGCGCGCCGAGCGAGCCAGCGAGCAGCCAGCAGCCAGCAGUGCGCGCGGCUCUUUGUCAGUUCUCGACAGCCACAGCCAUGAACCUGCUCGCCCUUUGCGUUUUCGCCCUUUUCCACUUAGUCUCCCUCGGCGAUGCGUGUACCAACAAUAAAUUACCGGCCCAAGCCGACUUGAUAAAAAGGGACGGCAAGACCUACUACCUGAGCAGAAUCGAGGACGAAAGGGACAUGCAGCUGGAUUGGAGUUCGGCGCAAGCGUGGUGCAAAGAGCACGGCAUGGAGCUCUCUUCCCUCGAGACUAAGGACGAAAUGCGGUACCUCAGGGAACAAAUGGGAGCCUAUUAUUGGACAAGCGGCUACCACACCCAGGGCGACACGUUGAGGAGCGCCGCAUUCCGGGACCUGAUCACGGACACGUUCACGUGGGCGGGCACCGGCAAGAAGGUGGAGCUGGAAAUCCGCAAAUCGUACUACGCGGGCGAGUGCGUCGGCGCCAGCAAGGACGGCCUGUACGCGUGGCCCUGCUCCAAUCUGCGCUACUUCGUGUGCGAGCUGGAGAAGUGCUAACUGACCUGUGCAGCUGGAUGUAGUCACGCGGCCGGUUGAGCAGGAAGAGCAGCCGGUCGGCCAGCUUGUUCUUGCCCACGCCCUGGUUACCCACCAGCAACAGGUGCUCGCCCAGCGCAAAGUCCUGCAUUAGCCACUCCAAAACUGCCAAGUGCUGUUGUAACAAUAACAUUUAAUAAAAAUCACUCACAGAUUGGA